AUGUAUCUGCUCAUACUUUUCCAUAUUUAUAUAUUCUGUUCCUUAAUAUCUAUUAUCUAUCUAUCUAUCUAUUUAUCUUCAUCCUGUUAUUUUUUUUCUUUCUUUGUUUCUUUCUUUGUUUCUUUCUUUCCCAGUCUUUUCAUAUCUAUCUAUCUAUCUAUCUAUCUAUCUAUCUAUCUAUCUAUCUAUUUUCAUUCUGUUCUUUCUGUUAUUUUGUUUGUUUGUUUGUUUCCCAGUUUUUUCCUAUCUAUCUAUCUAUCUAUCUAUCUAUCUAUCUAUCUGUCUGUUACAAUGAGUGUUUCUUUUCAUUCUUUCUUUCUUUCUUUCUUUCUUUCUUUCUUUCUUUCUUUCUUUCUUUCUAUGAUUCUGAUUUGCUUUUACAUUUUCUUUCCAUUUCUUUUUCUUUCUUACAUUAAUUCUUUCUUUCUUUUUUUCCUUCUCCAUUCAUUCAUCAUUCUUUCUUUCUUUCUUUUUUUGCAUCUGAUUUGCUUUUUCAUUUUACAUCCAUUUCUUUUUCUUUCUUACAUUAAUUCUUUCUUUCUUUCUUUCUUUCUUUCUUUCUUUCUUUCUUUCUUUCUUUCUUUCUUUCUUUCCAUUCAUUCUUUCUUUCUUUCUUUCCAUUCUUUCUUUCUUUCUUUCUUUCUCCAUUCAUUCAUUCUUUCUUUCCUUUUUCUUUCUUUCUUUCUUUCUUUCUUUCUUUCUUUCUUUCUUUCUUUCUUCAUUCAUUCAUUCAUCAACAGCAAGAUAACUGACGCGAUCAAACUAAAACUUCGAUCCCGUUUUCAAGAUUGUCCCCCCCACACACACACGUGCGCGAGCGCUCACACACAUCUAUAUGCUCUGUUAAUAUCUAUCUAUCUAUCUAUCUAUCUAUCUAUCUAUCUAUCUAUCUAUCUUUUACUUAAACUCUCCUUGAGUGUUGCCAGGAACUUAAAACAAAAAAUAAAUCAUUGGACAAAAGACAAAAAUGAAAAUGAAUCUAUCUAUCUAUCUAUCUAUCUAUCUAUCUAUCUAUCUAUCUAUCUAUCUCUGACUCUCUUUUCUCUCUUUUUCCUCCCUUUCUUCCUCUCCUCUGAUUCUCCUUUCCUACCCUAUUCAUAUUCUACUGACGAAAUGCUGGGAGAUUGGAGUGGAAUGGGGGAGGUGACUGUUUUCUUUCUUUUUUUCUUUCUUUCUUUCUUUCUUUCUUUCUUUCUUUCUUUCUUUCUUUUGAAUAUAUUUUUAUUAUUUCGGGCCAGAUUCAUAGUUAUUCCGAAUGAUGACGUCAGAUGGACAGGGUGCAUUUGUGGGUGCACAUCAAAUUCUUUGGCAUAUACAUAUCUAUUUAUCUAUCUAUCCAUUUGUUUACCGAUGUCUAAAUUUAAAUAUCUAUCUAUCUAUCUAUCUAUCUAUCUAUCUAUCUAUCUCUUCAUGUGUAUGUCGGGUUGUUAA
Acanthosepion pharaonis is the source of this 1431-nucleotide messenger RNA. Lineage: Eukaryota; Metazoa; Mollusca; Cephalopoda; Sepiida; Sepiidae. The record is from the annotation of a GenBank genome assembly.